UUCCCAUUCCAGUCCUUAGACUUGCAUUUUGCAUCCCUAAGAUUUAUGUAUCCUCUCUCCCCCUCCCUCUCUUAAAGUCAGUCCAUUAAUAUGUGCACAUUCAGCAGUUAAGAACUCAGUCCAUCUUCAGCCCUGCUCUUUGUAUCUGAUCCCCCCUCAAGCACACCACAACUAAUAUCAUGAAAGCGUUGGUGGAUUGUGAAUGGAGAAACUUUAAAGAGACAUCAGUAUACUUUCCGGACAGCGAAACUCUGUUACAGAAUUCUGUUUACCUGGUUAAAAGUCCUUUAGUGAACAGAAUCGAAACAUCAGCUUUGGACUUUUUUUAAAAUAAAAGCACAACCUACUGUUUCCUUGGUAAUCUGGCAUUCUGCCUAUGUGGCGUAUUAGUGUAAAUGGGGUUGUAGACACAGGCAGCACCACAGGGCAGGGCCGACUCCUUCACUCUAAGUGCUGCUGGUCAUAUUCCAGCCAUCAGCGGAUGUGGAUCAAUGCUUGGUUUACAGCUUUACAUCAUCCUUGUAAAGUCUGGGCAAUCAGAAACCAUCAGUAAAAAGAGCACACAUCGUUCCCUGUGGUUGCUCCCCAUCUCUCUCAUCUUCAUCGCUCACUCCAAUUGAAGAGUGACCUAGAGGGAACAUGCCUUGAUCUUGAUGGACCUGUAGGACGGGCUUCCCUAAAACGGGAGAUGCCGGGGUUACAACAUUGAACUGGGACAGAUCACUGCAGAAGGUACUUCAGUGGCGACGGAGAGAUUAGAUAGAUGAGGAAACAUAACCUUGCACUGGACUUCAGCUUAGAAUGACUUUUUGAAGACAAUAUCAACGAGCUCCGUUUUUUUCUUUGGCUGAAGAUCAAAGGGUUUAAUGAACGACAGCCGAAAUGGAAUAACGGUUACUGGAGCUUUUCUUUCACUGGCCCUUUCCCUUGUGUCAUACCUUUCUCACCAUGACAAGGCUCGUCGCAUCCAGGCAUCACCUGCUUUAACAGCGUGUGUGGGGCGGGGGGUCGAGUGGGCAGAGAGUGACCAACAGAUGUCAGUGUUCGCUGCUAUUUUGAGACAUCUUUUAACUGUGGGCCAAGAUUUGUUCUUAAAACAAGUUAUGGAAGUUCAUUGAAUAUAUAUUUAGUGCUGGCCAGUAGCAUGCAUAUUUAUUUUAUGUAUUGGUUAUAGGUUAUUCCUGAAAUCAAUCGGACAUGGUACUGGAAGGUAUGGAACUGAUUGCAAUUAUUGUGGUCAUUGGCCUGUUUUUUGUAGUGUUCAAGCAGUUUGGUGUCUGGGAACCCUUGUUAUUAGAUGAGAGUAGUGAUUGUGAAUUGGAGCUUUCUGCUGUUCGUUACCAGCCAGAAGGCUUGGAGCAGCUCCAGAGCCAAACCAAGUUCACCCGGAAGGAGCUUCAGUCGCUCUACAGAGGCUUUAAAAACGAGUGUCCUAGUGGCUUGGUGGACGAGGAGACGUUCAAGACCAUCUACUCACAGUUCUUCCCCCAGGGAGAUGCCACCACAUAUGCACAUUUCCUUUUCAACGCUUUUGACAUGGACAGAAAUGGCGCCAUCCGUUUUGAGGACUUUGUGAUUGGAUUAUCUGUACUGCUUAGAGGUUCAGACACAGAGAAACUCAGAUGGGCCUUCAAUCUAUACGAUAUCAACAAGGAUGGCUACAUAACCAAGGAGGAGAUGCUGGCCAUAAUGACGUCCAUCUAUGAUAUGAUGGGCAGGUAUACCUCUCCAAGUGUACGAGAUGAUGACCCAUCUGAGCAUGUGGAGAAGUUCUUUCAGAAAAUGGAUCGGAACAGAGACGGGGUCGUGACCAUUGAUGAAUUCAUAGAGACCUGUAAAAAGGAUGAAAACAUCAUGGCCUCCAUGCAGCUAUUUGAGAAUGUCAUUUAGAUCUAAGAAGAGAUGGGAAAAACACUGAUAGAUGUCAAAGUUCUGAUUCCCAUUUAUUGCUUUAUUGUGGAACAAGCCCUCUGCACUUUAAAAUCUCACCAUUUGAAAAUUAAAGACAAUUUGCAUACCUCAAACUGAGGACAGUAAACAUUUCACAGGGAACAUAGAGAAACGUGACUCUUUAAAUAUCUGACUCCACAGCUUAUAGGAAACAAUGGUUCUGCUGACAGAUGUACUUGCUUUAACAUGGACCCACAGGGAGCAGCAACAUAAAGACUGACACGUUGGUGCCCUGUACAGCAGUAUACAGUGUCUACUAAUCCAUCUUGAACUGACUGGGAUCCUUUGCAUGUUUGCCUGAGGCCAGUGCACGUCGAUGUAAACACAAACACAAAAUGUUUGCUUCAGUAGGCUGAAACCGUUCCAAUAUUAUUGUAUUGGUGUGCACGUGAGACAAGGUGGGGCAGGGUUGAAUCAGCUUCUACAUGAUGCCAUCUACCCACUGCGUACUCGGAGAGAGAAUGUACAGUAUUUUAAAAUGUUGUUGAUUAUCACUUGAUUCCAGAAUUGCACUCUUAAUAACAAUUGACCUGCACAACGCAUGAUCACUUGAAAUGGUGGUUAUUUUCCUGUGGCAAUAAAUGGUUAUGAAUGA
This is a messenger RNA of Esox lucius (northern pike), 2545 nucleotides long. RefSeq names its product calsenilin-like. The record is from RefSeq and is a predicted model, not a curated record. Gene Ontology annotation, cellular component: voltage-gated potassium channel complex; nucleus. Gene Ontology annotation, biological process: negative regulation of transcription by RNA polymerase II; regulation of potassium ion transmembrane transport. Bases 1198 to 1890 code for a protein of 230 amino acids. Lineage: Eukaryota; Metazoa; Chordata; Actinopteri; Esociformes; Esocidae. Gene Ontology annotation, molecular function: RNA polymerase II cis-regulatory region sequence-specific DNA binding; calcium ion binding; DNA-binding transcription repressor activity, RNA polymerase II-specific. The transcript is spliced from 8 exons.